GAAUUGUAAGUGGGCGUUGUCACCAAUCCUGCAAGACAACUCCUUUAGCCACAGCAGCCAUUGAUAAGGGCCCCUUUGUAAACUAGGAUGGCUGAAGUAGAGGACGAGUUCUGUAAGACAUCAGAGAUUAAGGAGAUACUCUACAAAGUGUUGGUAGUGGGUAACUUUGGUGUAGGCAAGACUUCUGUCAUCAGAAGAUACACAUCAGGAAUUUUCUCACCUCAUUACAAGUUAACCAUUGGAGUUGACUUUGCUCUCAAGACCCUUAUAUGGGAUGAGCAUACAAAGAUUAACAUGCAGCUGUGGGACAUUGCUGGUCACGAGAGAUUUGGACACAUGACUAGAGUUUAUUAUAAAUAUGCAAUUGCUGCAAUAAUAGUCUUUGAUCUGACCAGGUUAGUUUGUGUAAUGUGUGGUAUUCACAGGUGUUGCUUGUGGGGCCUAUCAAUACUGAUAAUACUGAUAUUGUUUUUCCCUUUAUUUUAUUUUAGGCAACCAACAUUUGAUGCUGUUCAAAAGUGGCUAGAUGAUGUACGGCAGAAGGUUGUCUUAGAGAAUGACGAGCCAGUCCCUGUAUUGCUGUUAGCUAACAAAUGUGAUUUGGACAAUACUACUGCUCAGGUUGAUCAGUCUAAAUUAGAUCAGUAUUGCGAGGAUCAUAAUUUAAUAGGAUGGUUUCCAACAUCAGCCAAAGAUAACACUAAUAUUGAAGAGGCGAUGAGUUUUCUAAUAGAAAAGAUAAUGCAGAUAUCAAGUAUACAAAUCAGAGACUCGACUCCUUUCGAUGAUUUGAAUGAUAUUGAACAAACUGACACUGGUAAUGGUGUGAUAGGACUAGAGAGUAAUGGCAAUGGACAUUUAACUUCACACCAAAUUUCAAACCAAACCAAAGCUAAUUCCGGCUGUUGUGCAUAGCCUUUCUAUGUGUGCACAUGUACGUGUGUGAUGUGUGUGUGUGUAAUAUAUUUUGUACAGGGAAACGUGGAAUUUUUUAUAAUUAGAUUUGUGUUGUAAGAUCUAAAUUAAUACGUUGCAACACACAAAAAUGUAUCACUUUAUGUCUUAUAUUAUUAUUAUCGCAUUUUUAUUGUUAUUUUUUGCUGAUAGUUGUAUUGCUGUGAAGUUAUAAAUUAAUUUAUUAUUAUUUUUCAAAAAGAACAGUUACACACAGAA
Amphimedon queenslandica is the source of this 1173-nucleotide messenger RNA. Its product is annotated as ras-related protein Rab-32-like. The record is from RefSeq and is a predicted model, not a curated record. Bases 88 to 915 code for a protein of 275 amino acids. The transcript is spliced from 10 exons. Gene Ontology annotation, molecular function: GTP binding; GTPase activity. NCBI's taxonomy places the organism in Eukaryota, Metazoa, Porifera, Demospongiae, Haplosclerida, Niphatidae. Gene Ontology annotation, biological process: endosome to lysosome transport; phagosome-lysosome fusion. Gene Ontology annotation, cellular component: trans-Golgi network; late endosome; Golgi apparatus.